This is a messenger RNA of Macadamia integrifolia, 582 nucleotides long. RefSeq names its product U-box domain-containing protein 4-like. The record is from RefSeq and is a predicted model, not a curated record. The coding region runs from base 1 to 582 and encodes 193 amino acids. NCBI's taxonomy places the organism in Eukaryota, Viridiplantae, Streptophyta, Magnoliopsida, Proteales, Proteaceae. Gene Ontology annotation, molecular function: protein binding. The transcript is spliced from 4 exons. Gene Ontology annotation, cellular component: nucleus; cytoplasm.
AUGAAGGCAUGCGUUGAAGGUCUCCAGUCUUCGUCCAUUGCUAUCAAACGCUUGGCCGUAGCGAAGCUACGUCUUCUCGCUGAGAAUCGAGCUAUCAUUGGUGAAUCGGGCACAGAGGUGUCGAAGCAGAACGCUGCUUGUGCUCUGCUUAGUCUCAUGUUGAUCGAAGACAACAAGAUCUCAAUUGGUGCAUGCGAAGCUAUUCCACCCUUGGUUUCUCUGCUCCUGAACGGCUCCACUCGCUGGAAGAAAGAUGCGCUUACCACGCUCUACAAACUAUGUACGGUGCGGCAAAACAAAGAGAAGGCCGUUAGCGUUGGAGCCGUGAAACUGCUCGUGGGGAUGGUUUCAGAGCAGGGGAGCAGUUUGGCGGAGAAGGCUAUGGUGGUUUUGACCAGUUUGGCUACUAUUCCCGAGGGCAAAACGGCCAUUGUUGAGGAAGGCGGGAUUCCGGCUCAGACCCAGAUGGGUCAGCUGGCGGCUCGAGCCGAGGCCAUGUCUCGGGAGCUUGAAGUCUGCGAGAGGGAGAAGGUAUACCAGCAAAAGAAUAUAAUGCCAGAAACUGUCAAGACCAUCUUCUGA